This is a messenger RNA of Saccostrea cuccullata (small rock oyster), 1902 nucleotides long. Its product is annotated as ankyrin repeat domain-containing protein 50-like. Gene Ontology annotation, molecular function: protein binding. The transcript is spliced from 3 exons. The coding region runs from base 1 to 1902 and encodes 633 amino acids. Lineage: Eukaryota; Metazoa; Mollusca; Bivalvia; Ostreida; Ostreidae. Gene Ontology annotation, biological process: protein localization to ciliary inversin compartment. Gene Ontology annotation, cellular component: ciliary inversin compartment. The record is from RefSeq and is a predicted model, not a curated record.
AUGCCUUCUACGAUAGAGAUUACUGUUGGAGAUGACAUUGAAAGAAUAAGAUUGAUUCGGAAUAGUGUUUUUGGACACGUGUAUUCGGCUUCUACUUCACAACAAGCAUUUGAUGACAGCUGGUUAGUUAUAUCAGAUGUGUGUCAAAGGCUUCAAAACUAUACGGGUAAAAAGUACAUGGAUGGUCUUCAAAACAUCGCAAGACAGGCCCUGGAAGAAGAACACGAAGAAGCACUGGUAGAUAAACUGAGAGAAGAACAUGAAAAUAACAAAGAGCUUCGGGAAGAUAUGUCAACACUUCUAUCAGAUGUAAAGGAAAUAAAGGCAGGAAUGCACUUAAACAAAAUAAGUUGUCGACCGGUGUCUUUAAAUGAAGCAAUUAUUGCCAACUGGAAAAUGGAAAAUAAAACAUUUGUUCCCACUUUGGCAACGAAAGCAGUUGAAGAAAAACUCCAAAAUCAAAAUUUUGUCAUUGUCGUAGGCAAUUCCGGGUCAGGAAAGACUGCCACGAUUCAACAUAUUGCUUUAAAGUAUCAGAGACAGGGCUGGGAUAUCGUUCCCAUUGAUGAAGUCAGAGAAAUUAAAGAAAUGUGUUCAAGGUUCUUUACUCGGAGACUUUUUAUUAUGAAUGACCCCAUUGGAAAAGAGAAAUUGGAUGAAAUAUCUAAACAUUCAUGGGAAUCUUUUGAAAACACCAUAGAAAUUUGUUUGGAAAAAUCAAAAAUGUUGAUAUCUUGUAGACGGUGUGUGAUAAAAGAAAAUGCUUUGCAAGGGCUAUUCAGAGAACAAUCCAAUAUCGUAGAGAUUGACAGUGGGAGCAAUGUUUUAACAGAUGAAGAGAAGAUGCUAAUAAUCAAACAAGUACCUCAAAACACUAUUGAACUUUUAAUCUCCAAUGGAGCUGACAUCAAUGCAUGUUCUAAAUCUGGAGAAAGUCUUCUACACUCAGCUUGUAAAUCUGGAUAUGACAUAAUGGUACAAUUUCUACUGAACAAAGGCAUUAACAUAAAUACACGUGAUACAAAGGGUAACAGUCCACUCUGGUAUGCUUGUAGUAAUGGACAUGAAGGCACAGUUAAAUUGUUGUUGACUAAUGGAGCCAAUGUUAAUCUAUCAAACGAUAAAGGUUUCACUGUUUUUAAUGCAGUUUGUGAGUGUAAACACACUAAUAUAGUUAAGUGUUUACUGGACAGUGGAGCAGAUAUCAAUGCAUGUAAUUCCAAUGGAGAAAGUCCACUCUGGAGAGCCUGUUUCUUUGGUAAUGACAGUACUGUGAAAUUAUUGGUGCAAAAUGAUGCGAAUAUAAAUUUAUGUCGCAAUAAUGGAACGAGUCCUUUGUUUAUUUCUUGCGAAAAGGGAUUUGAAAAUAAAGUAAAGAUCUUACUAAACAACAAAGCAGACGCCGAUUUAUGUGACAACCAAUGUCUGAGUCCGAUUGGAAGAGCUUCCCAUGAUGGAAGAAACAAUAUCAUAAAACUUCUUCUCGACAAAGGAGCCGAUGUGAAUUUAUGUGAUAAAGAGGGAAGAAGUCCUCUUUACCUCGCUUGUGGUGAAGGACAUGACAACACGGUUAAGCUUCUAUUAAAAAAUGGUGCAGACGUCAAUUUAUGUCAAUUUGGAAAGUUUAGUCCACUAUAUGUAGCAUGUUGGAAUGAAAAUAACAGCAUGGUUAAAAUUUUACUGGAGAACGGUGUAGAUAUAUAUGCAUAUGAUAAAUAUGGAUGCAGUCCUAUCGUCAGAGCAUGUAAAGAAGGACAUGAAGCCGUAGUAAAAAUGCUAAUAGAACACGGUGCUGAUAUUAAUUUGCGAGACGAAAAUGGAAAAACAGUUAUAGACAUUGCUCGUGAUUUAAAUCGUGAAGAUAUUGUUGAUCUUAUGCACGAGACAUCAGUGAAAGAAUAA